Molecule: messenger RNA, 1422 nt
Organism: Miscanthus lutarioriparius
Lineage: Eukaryota; Viridiplantae; Streptophyta; Magnoliopsida; Poales; Poaceae
Source: the annotation of a GenBank genome assembly
AUGGAGCCGAAGCCUCACGCGCCGGCGUCAGGGCCGGCGACGCCGCGGUUCAAGCUGGGAAAGCAGUCGUCGCUGGCGCCCGAGCGCGGCGGCGGCGAGGGCGGUGGUGCGAGCUCGGCGGAGGGUUCGUCGGCCCAGGCGAACGGCGUCAUGAGCUUCCAGCUCAUGUACCUGGCCCACGAGGGCAGCGUGGAGGGGAUCCGCGAGCUCCUCGACGGCGGCGCCGACCCCAAUUUCCGCGACUCCGACGGCCGCACGGCGCUGCACAUCGCCGCCUGCGAGGGACACGACGAGGUCGUCGAGCUGCUCCUCCAGAGCGGCGCGGAGGCCGCCGUCGAGGACCAGUGGGGCAGUACGCCUUUGGCGGAUGCAAUGCAUUAUCAGAAUCAUGAUGUGAUCAAGAUCUUUGAGAAGCAUGGCUCCAAGCAUAAGAUUGCUCCGAUGCAUGUGAACAAUGUUCGUGAAGUUCCUGAAUAUGAGAUUGACCCGGCUGAGCUUGAUUUCAGUAAUGGCAAUGAUUUAUCCAAGGGCACAUUUAGAAAAGUAACAUGGAGGGGCAUUCCUGUUGCUGUUAAGAAGCUGGACGAUGAUCUAAUUGUGGACGAGAGCAAAGUGCAGGCGUUCAGAGACGAGCUUGAUGUGCUGCAACUUAUACGCCAUCCAAAUGUUGUGCAAUUUUUGGGUGCUGUGACACAAAGCAAUCCAAUGAUGAUUGUUAUGGAAUUUAUGCGCAAGGGUGACUUGCGCACUCACUUGAAUAAGAAAGGAGCUGUGCCACCAUCAUAUGCAGUGAAGUUAGCUCUUGAUAUUGCAAGAGGAAUGAAUUACUUGCAUGAGCAUAAACCUCAAGCUAUCAUCCAUCGUGACCUUGAGCCUUCUAACAUAUUGAGGGAUGACACUGGACAUCUGAAGGUGGCAGAUUUUGAUUUAUGUAAGAUGCUAAAAUGGAGAAGAAAAGUUAAAGAAGAUAAAGUGGUGACUUCUCCAGGCAAUGCUUGCAGAUAUGUGGCUCCAGAAGUCCUGCGAAAUGAAGAGUAUGAUACUAAAGUGGAUGUCUUCUCAUUCGCUUUGAUACUUCAGGAGAUGAUUGAAGGAUGCCUUCCUUAUUAUGAUAAGAAAAAUGAUGAAAUUGGGAAGGUACACAAUUCUAAAGAAAGGCCGCCUUUUCGAGCUCCUCCAAAGCAUUAUGCUCAUGGGUUAAGAGAGUUGAUUGAGCAGUGCUGGAGUGAAAAUCCUGCAGACAGGCCUGAUUUUAGAGUAAUUAUCAACCGGUUGUCUGCUAUCCAAAAUGAGAUAGCCCACACAAACCGUUGGAAGGGGAGACCUCUCAAGUGUUUCCUGAGCAUUGAAGGAAUGUGGAAGAAAGAUCGCAAUGAGGGCAGCACCACCCGUUCAUCACGCUCAUCACGAUGCUAUUAUUAA